This is a messenger RNA of Xyrauchen texanus (razorback sucker), 976 nucleotides long. RefSeq names its product prothymosin alpha-A-like. The transcript has 5 exons. The coding region runs from base 116 to 439 and encodes 107 amino acids. NCBI's taxonomy places the organism in Eukaryota, Metazoa, Chordata, Actinopteri, Cypriniformes, Catostomidae. Gene Ontology annotation, cellular component: nucleus. Gene Ontology annotation, biological process: negative regulation of apoptotic process; positive regulation of transcription by RNA polymerase II. Gene Ontology annotation, molecular function: histone binding. The record is from RefSeq and is a predicted model, not a curated record.
CGCCGUGAGAGCGCGCUACAGAGGCUUAAUAGUCUUUUUUAUUAUUCACAUCUCGGUUUCCUCUUUAAAUAAUUUUGUUCCGAGACCCCAUUCUAUUCUUAACACUUUGACAGAAAUGGCUGACACAAAAGUCGAUACCAGCUCGGAAGUCUCCGCCAAGGACCUUAAAGAAAAGAAACAGGUUGAGGAGACAGAAAAUGGAAAAGAUGCCCCAGCUAAUGGAAAAACGGAAAAUGAGGAAAAUGGUGAUCAAGAAAAUGAAGUAGAUGAGGAAGAAGAGGACGUGGGUGAGGAAGAUGACGAGGAAGAUGAUGUAGAAGGUGAUGAUGACGACGAUGAAGAUGAUGAGGCUGAAGGAGGUACAGGCAAAAGAGCAGCUGAGGAUGAUGAUGAUGAUGAGGAUGAUGUUGAAACUAAGAAGCAGAAAACCGAUGUGUAAGAAGCUACUCUGCUGGAAAUCUUCUCAUCCCUCCUUUCCUUAACUUGUCCACUGGGGGAGGAAAAACGUGGUCAUUAUCAAGUAGAGUCCAGCAUCCGUGUACACACACCUAACUUCAGAUUUUGUAGAAACAACCAAGACUUCAAAGCUCUACCUUCUUACAAAAUACUUUGAAAGGAAAAAUUUGUUUGUAUUUUUAUUUACAUUUUAUAUUUUUGUACAUAUUGUUAGGAGGUCAGCCAUUUUUGACCGUGAUCUCUGGUUAACAAACGGUGCUUUGAAGUUGAUGCUUCUCUAUGAAAUAGAUUUUACUUGUGGUUUGACCAUGUAUGUCAUGUAAUCUCAAAAGAAACUUGUCGAAGAAAAAAAAAAAGAAAAAUUACGGAAAACCAUACAAAAAAACUUUAAUUCAAAGCAUUCCAGUAACUUUGUGUAUGUACAUCAGUUGUAUCAUACGUAGUUGGAUUGUAUGAGAGGGCAAGGCCAAAAGAAAAUAAUUUUCUUUCUUGUCUAUUAAAUUGCUAUCUAUUUGUGGCC